Molecule: messenger RNA, 2975 nt
Organism: Musca vetustissima
Lineage: Eukaryota; Metazoa; Arthropoda; Insecta; Diptera; Muscidae
Gene: Ork1
Product: open rectifier potassium channel protein 1
Exons: 5
Biological process (GO): stabilization of membrane potential; potassium ion transmembrane transport
Cellular component (GO): membrane
Molecular function (GO): potassium ion leak channel activity
Source: RefSeq, a predicted model, not a curated record
AAUAUAUCCUAGAAAACCUGGACGAUAAAAAUGUCACCACCCAAAAUGAAGUAUUGGAACGUAUUAGCGAUUAUUGCGGUAAGCCCGUAACAGAUUAUCGAAAUGAUGAGUAUGAAGUACCCUAUACCUGGACAUUUUAUCACUCGUUCUUUUUCGCGUUUACUGUGUGCUCAACGGUCGGUUAUGGUAAUAUAUCACCGACCACAACAUUGGGCCGAAUGAUAAUGAUUGUGUAUUCGGUGAUUGGUAUACCAAUCAAUGGUAUAUUAUUUGCUGGAUUGGGCGAAUAUUUUGGAAAGACGUUCCAAGCAAUAUAUCGACGUUAUAAAAAAUACAAAAUGUCCCGUGAUGUACACUAUGUACCACCGCAAUUGGGUUUGAUUACCACCGUGUUAAUAGCAUUAGUGCCGGGUAUAACAUUAUUCCUCUUAAUACCGUCUUGGGUAUUUUCCUAUUUUGAAGAUUGGCCAUUUUCGUUGGCCUUUUAUUAUUCCUAUGUCACGACCACAACAAUUGGUUUUGGUGAUUAUGUACCAACAUUCCAGCCACAACAGCCUCGAGAAUUUGGCGGUUGGUUUGUGGUUUAUGAAAUAUUCGUUAUUGUCUGGUUCAUAUUUUCAUUGGGCUAUUUAUUAAUGAUUAUGACUUUUAUAACAAGAGGCUUACAAAGUAAGAAACUAGCACGUUUGGAACAACAACUAUCAUCGAAUAUUAAAGCCACUCAACAUCGUAUUUGGAGUGGUGUUACCAAAGAUGUGGGCUAUUUGAGAAGGAUACUCAAUGAAUUGUAUAUAUUGAAAUUUAAGCCCGUCUAUACAGAACCUGCUGAGUAUGAUUACUCUCUACAUCGUUCCUUAUCUUGCCCUGAACUAACAAUGUACAGAGUUGAUCCCAUUCCAAUACCCAGUCGUAAACGUGCCUUCUCUGAAUGUUAUGAUGCUGUGGAGGCUCGUGUGGAAGGCACUCCAUUUACAGUACAUGCUUCCUCGGAUACGGAAUUGAAUAGAAUCGAUCGCCAGAAAUCAUUCGAAACGGCUGAAGCUUUCCGUCAAACUACCGGUCUGUUGGCGAAAGUGGUUACGGCCUUGGCUACUGUGCAGGCACCACCACAAGAUGAAGAUACCACUGUGGGAGCGGCCAGUAUGUAUGGUGGUUAUCAUGGUUUCUCCGAUUCACAAAUAUUGGCCAGUGAAUGGUCAUUCCCCGGCACCAAUGAAAUACCCAAGCCCAGAGGUAGAGCCUGUUCCGAUUUCAAUUUGGAUCCCAAAUGGAAGGGUGGCAGACGUUCCACAAUGCCUGCUCACCAGGAAUGGACGUGGAGUGGUGAUAACGAUCAAAUUCAAGAGGCUAUUAACAGUCGUUGUCGCCAAAUGGAUCGCGAUCGUGAGAAUAUUUAUCGCAGCAGUUUGGGUCUACCCACACUCGAUCAUGUGGUUAAUGUAGAUGAAGAAGAAUUGAAUAAGAAACCUCAGACGGCCGGCGGAAGAACUAAGAAAUUCUCCAUUCCUGAUGGUUUUCGCAGGCUAUUUCCAUUUAAGAAACGGCCAUCACAAGCUGAUUGGAACGUGGAUGGUGAGAAGGGUGACAAACGUAAAUUCUCUGUUGCAAGUGUUCCGGAGGGCAUUCCCCACGAUGUUCCACCUCUGGAUUAUUAUAGUACAGUAACCGCCAAUGCCAGUCCUACCUAUUUCCAUAAUGGAAAACCCUUGCAAACAUCAAAUGGCAGUCUUAACACACGUCUCUCAGUUUUGGGUUUGAAUAAUAUUAGGGAAAAUCCAAGACCAGAAUUGAGCCAACUUACUGAAAUGAAUAACAGCAACACCGUAACCACUAAUACAUCAUACCAAAGAAAUCCUCUGGGAGAUCGCAAACGUAAGGUAUCGGCCUUUGCCCAAAACGCUGCAUUAUCCAAUCGCCGAGCAAGCAUGUUUCCACCGACCAGUGCAGCAGCGGCAAUUUCACAAAGGCGAGCCAGUGUCUUCAAUCCCGAAAGAAGGGGAAGUGUUCUCUCCACCGCUGGCAUUAAUCCGCCAGCCAGGCGUGGCAGUCUAUUCCCUAUGGCGCCCAACGCCAAUCGACGAUCAAGUCUAUUUUCCACGGCCUCCCAAGAAGAUGUGGACAUUUUGGAAAAUACUACAUUGGCUGAUUUGAUUCGGGCACUAGAAGUUGUUCACACCCAGGCCGUUUUGGACGAGCAAGUUGAAGCAUCCGCUCUUGCCAAUAAAUCGGGCAGCUCCAAUUUGUUCCGUUCGGAUAAGAAACGCAAGGGUGGUUCUGGCGGUCUGGAUGACUCACCAUUACCACCGAUAUUGUCAUUGUUUGGCACCGAUUCCAAGGCUAUGAAUGCAGCAGCUGCUAAUCGUCUGUAUGCUCGUAGAUCAACAAUUGUUGGUACCCUACCGCAGACAUCACAUCAGCUCAAUCAAACAUCUAUUACGCCAAGUAAUUCCAGUAACAUAUUAACCAGGCGAAAGUUAUCGACUGUUCAGAUAAAAGACCCACCACCAAGUUACAGCGAACGCGAUAACCAAUCGUCGGUGACGAGCACUCCCGCGACACAAACGAAAUUCAAACGUCGUUUUAGUGUCAGACCAACAGCAUUGCAAAUACCACCGGGUAUGGCGCCUCCACCCGGUGUUAAUAUCAACACGGUGGUAUCGCAAAUACCAUCGGGUCCAUCAACAUCAAGUGGCAGUCUAAAUCCCUUGGGUCCUGGCUCACAAACAGUUCUCCAAAGACGCUUAUCACUAAGGCCAUCGCCAUUAGCCCAGCCAACAAUAACCACAACUUCUCCCGAUGGCACAACUACAACAAAUCCAUUGUCAUCAGCGGCCAGUAGCACAGCUCGAUUGCUGCCAGCUCGUCCAUCCAAUACCAGUACACAUUCCCCAUUGUCACGUAUUGUGCAAAUAUCACAAGCUCAACGUAAAUCUAGUAUGCCAGAUGGUUUUAGCUCUCAGAAAACCGAUAAAUAA